AUGUUGAGCGACGAUUCGCGUCAUGUAUUUGAGGUGGUCAACCUCGUUUUCCUCAGCAGUCUCAUCGCGCUGUUCGGCAUCGUCGCUAACAUUAUCAACAUUAUCAUCUUCUACCGCCAAGGUUAUCGUAGCACUGUCAACAUCAGCUUCACCGGGUUGGCCGUCUCCGACCUCUGCAGCCUGGUUGUCAUGCAAUGGUACAACCUCUGUUUCAACCCGCUCUUUGUCAACUCCGGGGUGCCGAUGAUACCUGCGCAGGUGCAGCACCUGACAGGUGGGAUGCCACACCUGUGUUUCACGCGAAUCACCGGCUGGAUCACCGUUUACAUCACCGCUGAAAGGUGUCUCUGCAUUUCUUCGCCGUUAAAAAUUAAACGCAUCCUCACACCGAAAAGAUCAUGUCUAAUAAUUGUAACAAUUUACGUCACUUGUUUUCUAACACUUGUACCAGAAUACAUGUCAACAUUCAUCGGCUGGCAGUUUGACCCAAAGACCAACACAUCGCUGUUAUCACUCAUCCACGCAUCAGACUCACACGGGUUAGACGGUGUGAGUUUUUUACUUUUCGGUAUUUACAUGAUCCUCUCUUUUCUCAUUGUCGGAGUCUGCACUUCCGUUCUCGUUUACAAAUUGAGAAGUAAAAGUCAAUGGCGUCAGAAAUCAACGGGCCAAAUUAACCAGGCCGGGGAAGUGUCUCCACGGGAUCAGAAAACUAUCCGCACGGUCAUCGUCAUCGCCUCAGUCAUGAUCGUGUUUUUCACCCCCUCGGUCAUCAUCACGGUCUUCGUGUUCGUCGUGCCAGAGUUCAAGGUCACCGGAGGACUGUCCAACCUGUUUCUCGUGGCUUGGACGUUCGGCAUGCUCUUCGAGGUGGUGCACUCAAGCGUGACCUUGGUCUUGUACUAUGCCAUGAGUUCCAAGUACAGGCAUAGCUUCAGGCAGCUUUUUUGCUUGGUCAAAAAACCGAACAUUGGCGAAACUAACACAAACACGGAUAUAGCUCUAUAA
This is a messenger RNA of Physella acuta, 1008 nucleotides long. Its product is annotated as putative G-protein coupled receptor 139. Gene Ontology annotation, biological process: G protein-coupled receptor signaling pathway. NCBI's taxonomy places the organism in Eukaryota, Metazoa, Mollusca, Gastropoda, Physidae. The record is from RefSeq and is a predicted model, not a curated record. Gene Ontology annotation, molecular function: G protein-coupled peptide receptor activity. Gene Ontology annotation, cellular component: membrane.